This is a messenger RNA of Saxophila tyrrhenica, 717 nucleotides long. RefSeq lists its product as uncharacterized. NCBI's taxonomy places the organism in Eukaryota, Fungi, Ascomycota, Dothideomycetes, Mycosphaerellales, Extremaceae. Bases 1 to 717 code for a protein of 238 amino acids. The record is from RefSeq and is a predicted model, not a curated record. Gene Ontology annotation, cellular component: membrane. The transcript is spliced from 2 exons.
AUGGCCACGCCAGAGAUGAAGACUUUACUUGGAUCCCUCAUAUUCUACCCGGCCGUCUACUUCGCCAUUCUUCCCGCCAGACCGUCCAGCCUGCACAUAGCACGAGCACGAGAAAGCAUCUCGAUCUUCCACUGUGGACUGCAGACCGUUCUAGCUGCCAUCUGCUUGCGUAGCAACGCCAAAGGCCUUGAAUCUCCAGCUUCACACGGAAACGUACAGGUUCCUCGCGGAGACGUGCCCAUCAUCACUACGAAUUCAGCAUUCGGGAACUGCAUCACUGCGCUUGAAACUGGCUAUCUCCUCCAAGACUCUGCCGUGCUGCUACAUGCCUACUGGAGACGCAAUGGAACACAAGGGAAACAACACUACAUUGCGCAGGGCCGUGAGAAGGGCAUACUGGUCAUCGUGGCUUUGCACUUGAUGAAUGCGUCAUCUGUACCCGGUACAUUGCGGUGGUUCCUGCUCAACUUCAAACCCCAUCGCAGACGCCUCAUCAACGGGAUGACAGUGUUAUACCUGGCAUCAUUCGCCGUCUUCCGUGUCGGGCUGAUCUUCUGGAUCAUCAAGGUUUUUGCAACACAGCAAAGAGUAUCCUUCUUGGUUGGCGUCUCGAGGCUCAAGCUUCCGUGCAAGGCUGGUACUGGGCUCAUCACGAUGGUGAAUGUGUGGUGGCUGCUCAGCGGCCUCCAGAAGUUCUCCGCCCGUGCUAUGAGAUGA